GUUCAUCUUGUUUUUUUCCAUGAGUUGGACGACCUAUAUCGAGCCAAGUAUACGAUGGGUACUUGCCCUAGCUGACUAUGAUCUAAAUAGCCACUCAGGUGGGCAGGCGAGAAAUACACACCAUCCACACAUUUCAAAAGGUUGCAGCUUAUGCAGAUAGCUUAGAGAAGUAUCUUCCUCGUCCAUCAUCUUUCUCUCAUGAGAUCAUGUUCUUCCUUUUCCCUCACACCCUUAUAUUUUUCUCCCUUUCUUCUCUUUCUGCUCUUCUGUAUACACCUGUCAGUGCACAACUGCCAGAAUUUUCCUGUUCAACCACAUCUAAUUACACCACUAAUAGCGCAUUCGAGACUAAUCUCAAUCUCCUCCUUUCUUCUCUAUCUUCCAACGCUUCUCGGUCCGGCUUCUUCAACGACACGUCCGGUGACGACCCAGAUCGUGUCUAUGGCCUAGUCCUUUGCCGAGGCGAUGCUACACCCGAUCGAUGCCAGAGCUGCGCUACAAUUGCGAGCCAAGGCGUCAUACAAGCGUGCCCAAGCUCAAAAAAUGGAACCAUAUGGUACAUUUAUUGUAUGUUACGCUACUCAAACGUAAGGUUCUUCUCCGCACUUGAUAAUUCUACAGUGAGAUAUGAAGGGAAUGCGCAAAAUGUAUCGGACCCAGAUCAUUUUAAUCAGGUUUUGAUAGGGGUGAUGAGUAAUAUAUCGGAGGCGGCAGCUUCAGGGAAUUCGACGCGCAUGUUUGCGACCGGAGAUGGUAAUUUGACAAGCGUUCAAAGGGUGUAUGGGCUUGUACAGUGCACGGAGGACUUGUCGAGGAGUGAUUGUAAUCUGUGUCUACGUAGUGCGAUCGCUGAUAUUCCAACAUGUUGUGAUGGAAAGCAAGGAGGGAAGGUUCUCAGGUUGAGUUGUAAUUUGCGGUUCGAGAUUUAUCCUUUCUUUGAUGAAUUGGAUAAUGCCGGACCGGCUCCUCCUCUUCCGUCUACUACAGCAACUGCGGCCGCUCCUGCGUCGGCGACAGCAGCAGGGAGCAGUGGAAUUUCAUAUCGAACUAUCAUUCUGAUCGUUGUGCCAGUAGUUGUUGGAAUGGCGCUCGUAUUCUCUACUGUCUAUAUAUUUUUGCAGAGGAGGAAGGCAAAGACAAAAAUGAUAGAUGGGCCUGAUAUUGGAGAAAUGGAUUCAUUGCAAUUUGAUUUGGUUACAAUCAGAGCUGCCACUAAUAAUUUCUCAGAUGCAAAUAAACUUGGACAAGGUGGAUUUGGUGCCGUUUACAAGGGUAGGCUGGACGACCAAGAAAUAGCAGUGAAAAGGCUGUUUAGGAAUACUAAAGAUGGAUUAGAAGAGUUCAAGAAUGAAGUAGUAUUAGUAGCUAAGCUUCAACACAGGAAUCUUGUUAGGCUCUUGGGCUGUUGCUUGGAUGGAGAUGAACAGAUUCUCAUUUUCGAAUACGUUCCCAACAAAAGCCUUGAGAAGUUUCUGCAUGAUCCAACUAAGCGUGCAUGUUUGGAUUGGGAAAGGCGCUACAAAAUCAUUGGAGGGAUUGCAUGUGGGCUGCUUUAUCUUCACGAAGAUUCUCGGCUUAAGAUUAUUCAUCGAGAUCUCAAGGCGAGUAAUAUCUUGCUAGAUGGGGAGAUGAAUGCAAAAAUUUCAGAUUUUGGCACAGCAAAGCUUUUGAAGUGGGCCAAACACAAGGCAAUACCAGUAGAAUUGCUGGGACCUACCAAGCAUUCUGCAACGCUCUGGCCAUGGUUUGUACCGUAUCAUAUGGGCUUUGAUUUUCAACAACGAGCCCAUGUUUCAGUAAUCCAACAUGCAGGUAAGACGGCCUAUUGGUUUAUGGCAAGUGCACCAAAGAUAAAAAAAAAGAUCCUAGCCAUAAAGGUUUUAGCUUUUGUUUGGUUGAAUAUGAACAUAUUUUCUAAAGGCUCAUUUGGAUACACCAUCAAAGGCAUGUUAAAACCAUAAAGACUGUUUUGAGCGUGUGCGUAAAAAAACAAAAAAAAAAAAAAAAAAAAAAAAAAAAAACCCAUAAAGACUGUUUUGAGCCAAACCUUAAUUAGUCCAUAUUGUGCAUUUGGAUGCACUUCGCAAACCCCGACUAAUAGCCCACUCGUUGAAAUAGGCACUGAAAAGCCCACCCGCGAAAAACCAAUUGGAUUAUUAUAUAAAAAAACCCCUUUUGGGAGUCGCGUUCCAACAGGCCCUUUAUUUGUUGUCUGCUUAUUAAGGUUAGGAAAACUUCAAUGUGUUUUCUCAAGGUUCAUGAAGCAUCUAAAAGUGAGGUCCAUUGUAUCAAUGGUCGUGAUCACCUGAAAAUGCAGUACAAACUUUUAGCACAAGCAUUUUACAAUGCCUCGGUUGCAAUUUGGAGCCAAGAUCUUCUAUAAUGCUAUCUUCUAUGAUGCAAAGGAAAUUGGAAUUUGAUUAUUUGCAUUCCAAUGGAGUAUUUAUUCCCAUUCAAUUCAAUUAGCAUAUCCAAACAGGCCUUUUAAUGUCAUUGGGUUAGCACCAUACUAAAUCAUUGAUACCAUUUACUUUGAAUUGGUUAUUAUAUUUCUGUCUUAACCAUUUGAUCCACAUUGUCUAUCACAAACGCGCAGUGGCCUUCUUUAACUCUUCAUUCCAAGGAAUUUCCUUUAUCAAACAUAGAUCCAUUGCGCAUUUCUUAUCGAUUAUCAAUGUUGGCUCUGACUGAAAUGUUAGGAUUGUCUGAUCAGUGUGAUCAGACAAUCACCAUUUAGAGGACGUCGGGUAGAAAACAUAUCUGAUGGUCUUGGAUUGCGAAUUGAAAAUGUGUUUUAUACCAAUUAAAAAUAAUAUAAUAUAGAGAAUCGA
This is a messenger RNA of Magnolia sinica, 2831 nucleotides long. RefSeq names its product cysteine-rich receptor-like protein kinase 44. The record is from RefSeq and is a predicted model, not a curated record. Lineage: Eukaryota; Viridiplantae; Streptophyta; Magnoliopsida; Magnoliales; Magnoliaceae. Gene Ontology annotation, biological process: protein phosphorylation. Gene Ontology annotation, molecular function: protein kinase activity; ATP binding. The coding region runs from base 207 to 1961 and encodes 584 amino acids. The transcript has 6 exons.